AUGGCUUAUGAAGCUUUUGAUACUCUGCUUCAAACCUUAGAUCGAAUCCUAAAGCAUGGCGAUGAUCGCGCCAUCACUCAUUCUGUUAAACAAGAAAUUUUAUCCAUCCGCGUCCAAGCUGUCGUCUUGCAGUUGAAUCUCAAACAUUAUCCAAACAAAGAAACAAUCAGAGAUGCAGCAGUUUCAACACAUGAGAUUAUUGAAUAUCUCUUCUCUGAAGAAAACCUUUCAGAUGGAGCCAGACUUGCGAACAGGCUGAGGAAACUAGCAGAGAGAUUGGAGUCAACCGUUGGAGAUGUGGUGGAUUGCAUCAAGGGUAAAGGCUCAAUCGGCAGUGUAACUGAUUCUGCCGAUGUUAGUUCAUCAUCAAGAUCAGCAAUCACAAGCAGCAAAGAUGAUGGUGUGGUUGGUUUUGAAGAAGAUGUGGAAGUGAUCAAGAAUCGGCUUUUAGAGAGAUCAUCCAGACUACGAGUCCUCCCAAUUGUUGGAACAGGAGGCAUUGGUAAGACCACACUUGCUAAAAUUGUUUAUAAUCAUGCAUCCGUUGUGGAAAAUUUUGAUAUCUGCGCCUGGGUCACAAUAUCACAAGAUCAUAGUGUAGAACGUAUUGUUCUAAAUCUUCUAGCUUCCAUGAAAGAAAUUUCAACACUAAGAGAUAGUGACAUCCCUAUGGAAACCUUAAUUUACAAAUACCUACUAGGUCGGAGGUAUCUUAUUGUAAUGGACGACAUGUGGAGUAAGAAAGCUUGGGAUGAUGUAAGGAUGUUGUUUCCUGACUCCGGUAAUGGCAGUUGGAUCAUAGUAACCACAAGGCUGCAUGAUGUGGCUGCUUAUGUCAACUCUUCUAGUUCCAUUCAUACUAUGAGUGUGUUGGAUGCACAUCAUAGUUGGAAUUUGCUAGAGCAGAAGGUGUUUGCCGGUAGAUACUUUCCUAUUGAACUAAAAGAUAUAGGGAAGAAAAUUGUUCAAAAUUGUGGAGGACUCCCCCUUUCAAUCGUGGUGGUGGCAGGACUUCUAUCUAAGGUUCAUACUCGAUCCUCAUGGGAGCAAAUUGCUGCAAAUGACGGGCAGCUUGAAUCAAUAAUUGGUUCGAGUUAUACUCAUUUACCCAAUCACUUGAAGCCAUGUCUUUUAUAUAUGUCUGGCUUUCCAGAAGAUCAGGAGAUUCGUGUUACAGAGCUUGUUAAUCUUUGGAUGUCCGAAGGUUUUGUAACACUUUCAAAUGGAUCUAAAAGCUUAGAAGAGGAGGCAGAAGAUUGUUAUGAGGAUCUUGUCGAGAGAAGUCUAGUUUUGGUCGCCAACAGGAAGUUUGAUGGGAAAAUAAAGAGUUGCAGCCUUCAUGAUAUUGUGCGGGAAUUUUGCAUAAGGCAAGCUGCAAAAGAGAAGGUAAUUCUGCCAGUUAUUGAUUAUUUACCUACUCCUAUCCUGCGAAGGCAUUUUGUUCCACGUCUCAUAAAAGAUCAUCACAGCAUAAGUACUACUUCCUAUGAUCUACUACAUCUCAAAGACUCUGUGCAUAGCUCACACAUACGCACCAUUAUAUGCAUCCCCAAGAAAGGGGGUAGGUUUGUGGGCAUUGUAGAGAAGUUUAGUUCAUUGAGGGUCCUUCAUGUUUUACGUAGAAGCGAUUAUUGGGACUGGGAGCCAGGUCAAGUGUUCGAUCUGGUUCAUUUAACUUACCUUGCUUCCAACAUUCCCAAUAAUAUAGUUCCUUCAACCAUAUUAAAGCUUCAGAAUCUUCAAAUUUUAAUUAUUUAUAGAUCUGAGGUUCGUUUGCCUGUGGAGAUUUGGAGGUUGCGAAAAUUAAGAUAUCUUAUUGCCUUCUCAUUUCAACCCUUACCGAGCCCUGAGUGGGAACAAAAUCCCCUCGAUAACUUGGAGGCACUUUCGCUGGCAACAGACUUGGUGUGCAGUAAAAGAAUGGUGGAAAUGAUUCCAAACAUUAAAAAGUUGGGAAUAUGUUACUCCAAGGAGAAGUUUGAUGUGAAUGCAGGCUAUUGCCUCGACAAUCUUAAUUUGUUUUGUCAACUUGAGAAAUUGAAAUUGGAGAUGAGUGGAGGUUUUUUAUCGAGACAACUUGCUGAAACUAGAGGUCUAAACUUUCCUCUACAACUGAGAAGGUUAACCUUGAGUGGUGGGAAGCUUCCUUGGAAUGAUAUGACCAUCAUUGGUUCAUUACCUAAUCUUGAAGUGCUUAAACUAAGAAACUAUGCUUGCAAAGGCAAUUACUGGAUGACAAUUGAGGGAAAUUUUCGUGAGCUGAGAUUCUUGCUAAUUGACCGAUCAGGUUUGGUUGAUUGGAUAACUGAAGCUAGCCACUUCCCGAGACUCGAGUGCCUAAUACUUCGUCGGUGUCGUGUUCUAUAUAGGAUUCCACGUAAUAUUGGAUACAUUCCAACACUUAAGCUGAUUGAGGUCGAGAAGUGGCACAUGCGUAGUCUUUUAAGCUCGGCAGCACUGAUAGAAAAAAUGCAACGGAAUUCUGGAAAUGAUAGCUUUCAAGUUCGUGUGAAGCAUUCCUGAUAUGAUGUUGUUUGAACAAUAUAGAUAAAGUGU
Messenger RNA from Salvia miltiorrhiza (redroot sage), 2556 nucleotides. RefSeq names its product putative late blight resistance protein homolog R1A-10. Gene Ontology annotation, molecular function: ADP binding. The record is from RefSeq and is a predicted model, not a curated record. Lineage: Eukaryota; Viridiplantae; Streptophyta; Magnoliopsida; Lamiales; Lamiaceae. Gene Ontology annotation, biological process: defense response to other organism. The coding region runs from base 1 to 2523 and encodes 840 amino acids. The transcript has a single exon.